CAUUAUUUCAUUUAUCUCAGGGUUAACAGGUCCAUUAGCUGGCCCCCCUGACAGUUAUUUUUCAGUUUUUGAAAUCCAGCCCCAGGUGUGCAUUAGAGCAUGGAUUAGAGAGAAACCUGCACCUGUGGUUGCGAGUCUCCAGAUGACGACAUAACAUUACAACUCGUUUUAGGAGGACUGUAUAAAGGAGACCAAGAACAACACAUUUCAUCUUGAACAAAGACAGCAGUUUUAGCAUGGAGGGGAAAGGAAGGGUGCUGGUCCAGUUGUUAAUGCUAGCGUGUGUGUUGGAGGUUAGUCUUUGCCAGCACUGGUCAUACGGUUGGCUUCCUGGUGGAAAGAGAAGUGUUGGUGAAGUGGAGGCAACAUUUAGGAUGACAGAUUCUGGUGAUGCAGUACUAUCUAUUCCCGUGGACAGUCCAAUGGAGCGGCUUUCACCGAUACACGUAGUGAGUGAGGUGGACGCUGAAAGUUUGCCUCUGAAAGAACAGAGAUUUCCCAACAGACGGGGAAGAGAUUAAAAGCAUAAAAGAUUAUGAUAAACCCUUGGAGCCUAUGAGAAUACAAUUCAGUUUUAUUCCCUGGGAACAACAUGUUUUAUUGAGUCCUGCUGAAAUAUCCUAUUGAUUUGGUUUUAAGAAAUAAACUGUAUUGGAGGUAUAUAUAAUGUAAAUAAGUAGUAUGCCUAGUUUGUUCAAAAUAUUGAAUACU
Messenger RNA from Carassius carassius (crucian carp), 711 nucleotides. Its product is annotated as progonadoliberin-3. Gene Ontology annotation, molecular function: hormone activity. The coding region runs from base 237 to 521 and encodes 94 amino acids. The transcript has 4 exons. The record is from RefSeq and is a predicted model, not a curated record. Gene Ontology annotation, biological process: multicellular organism development. Lineage: Eukaryota; Metazoa; Chordata; Actinopteri; Cypriniformes; Cyprinidae. Gene Ontology annotation, cellular component: extracellular region.